Molecule: messenger RNA, 2670 nt
Organism: Octopus sinensis (East Asian common octopus)
Lineage: Eukaryota; Metazoa; Mollusca; Cephalopoda; Octopoda; Octopodidae
Product: leucine-rich repeat-containing protein 1-like
Exons: 3
Coding region: 503-1729 (408 amino acids)
Source: RefSeq, a predicted model, not a curated record
ACGGAUUUCGGAAAGCAUGAGGGCCUUAAAGGAUGCAGUGUCAUGGCAGUCAACAACUGACGCAGGCAGUCAACUAUCUCCGUGUCUACACUAAACAUACGCACAAAUCCUUUUAUGUAUACACACGCAAUAUUUAAGAAAAAAAUGAAUAUACACAAAAAAGAACGAAACAUGUGUAUAUACACACACAAUAUUUAAGAACAAAGGAAUACUACGUCGGUGAUGAAGUUUACUACAUUCGUAGAUGAACGAAAUAAGGCAUUCGAAUCUCGCAACCAGUCGAUGUACUACGUUUUUUUUAAGCUAUGGUUUUGAGACGUUGGUGAGUGUUGGGCCACUCACCAAGGUUUUUGACAACGUUAGGGUUCUGGGGGUGGUCAGAAUUCUUCCAUAACAGUCUGUUUAUCGAUACUUUUUAAUUAUUUUGAUUGAUUAAUAAUUUUAUUUAUUUUUUAAAAUUUUCUUUUUAGAUGACAAAUUGAGAAGAAAAAAUAAUAAACAAAUGGAGAUUUUAGGAGUGGAAAAUUAUAUUCGAAAUGCUUAUAAAAUAAAAGAUACCUCAUUGAACUUGAGCCAUCGUUGUCUAACUGUGAUACCAUCGAAUCUGAUUAACUUGAAAUGGAUUCAUAGAUUAAUGCUUAACAACAACAAACUGCUUUUACCGCCAGAAGUCAGUGAAUUAGUUGAGUUGGAAGAACUUACAUUGGACCAUAACAUGCUUACUCUUCUACCGAACAAAAUAGAGAAAUUACAAAAUCUGAAAAGACUCAUUUGCUGUCACAACCCACUUGGAACAGUCAUGCCAGAAAUUGGUUACCUGCAUCAGCUCCAAGAACUUUGGUUGAACGCUUGUCAGCUCAUGUUUUUACCGAAGGAAAUUGGCAACUUGAAAAACUUGUGUAAAUUCAGUGCAAAAGUUAAUAAGUUGAAUUCCAUACCAGAUACUAUAGGUGGACUUACUAAACUCCAUUGGAUUAACUUAUCCAGUAAUUUAGUCUCAGACCUUCCUGAAAGUUUUGGUAAGCUUCGGUCGCUCAACCAUGUCAACUUGAGUUGUAAUAAGUUUAAAACGCUUCCACAGUGUUUUCUUACUUUACCACAAAUUAUGGUGUUAGACUUAAGGGAAAAUGAGAUAGCUGACCUCCCCGAUGACUUCCUGACAGCGUUUCCUAACUUGAAUCGACUUGACUUGAGAGAGAACAUAAUUCAAGAAGCACCACAGUCAUGGCAGGAUGUUGGUUAUAUCUUAACUGGGAGAUGUGAAGAUGAUGUUAUUUUGGUUGAUCCAGACUACUUCAAAAUAAGGAAGCAAAAACCACACAGCAGUCGGAGAGAACACAGCUGCUCCAAAACCAGCAUCUGUGAAACGAUUACUAAUCAGACCGAAAGAAACAAGACCAUUUCUACCAGGGACAAAGAUGUUGCCCAAACCAAGGUCAUUAAUGAUGUGAUUACAGAGAACGGAGGUCACAUCUCAGCUGUCAGUGUUAAACAAGACUUUACCAGAAGUGAAUGGAAUGUAAAUAACGGCAGUAUUAGACAAAAAGGAAGCAUUGUUCAGAUUGAAGCUAACAAUGUAAGGACUAUGGAAGGCACAAAGGGCUUGAUCUCUUUGGGCAAUGUUAAAGAACACUUGGUUGUCCAAGAUGAAUCAGUUAGAAUUAAAAUGGGAGAAAAUAAAAUGAAUUGUAUACAUAUUCUACAAAAUUCUGAAUAUAAACCACCUUAGACUUGUUUGAGUAAUUAGCAUUUUUAUUUACCUCAAUAAAAAUACAGAAUUUAUUCCCAAAGUUGCUUUCAUAAAUCCCUGUAACCUUGUCGAGCCAUUGAGACAACCGCGAAGAAUUUUUUCUUUGUGGCAUUGGUUUCCUAAACUGGAUGAGAGAACUUGAAAUUAGCACAGAAAUUUAACAAAAAUAAAAGACACUUGUUAAUUUUGUAGUGUUACCUCUGUAGCUGUAAACCUAUAACACACUGUGGUGCCUGCUAACGGCAUGCUGAGAAUUAAGUGUAUUAUCAAGGACAUAACACUGGACGGUCACAAGAUGCAAAUUGCAGCUGCCUUGACUAUUUGCUUCUUUGUUAUAAACUCAUCAAUCCAUUCUCUCAUAUGUAUUUAUAUGAAUUCUUACAAAAUUUGUGUUUAUCUUUUAUCUUUUACUUGUUUCAGUCAUGAGACUGUGGCCAUGCUGGGGCAUUGCAUUGAAAAUUUUUUAUGGGGUUGUUAGUGUAGGGUUAAAGUAUUUUUUGAAGGUGUGCUCAGGAAAUAAAAAGAGGAAAUGAAAAAUUAAUGAUGGUAGUGAUACAGUUAAUAGCUCCAAGUAGUACCAGUUGUCUUAUAAUGCUUGUCACCAGGGCAACCAAGAGAUGGCAAAAAUGUUGUAGAAUUUUUGUCAUUUAAAUCCAAUCACAUACCAUAACAUUUCUUGAUCCAUUUUGUAUUGAUUAAAGGAUGCUACUUUGGUGUGUGAUAACGAAGUUAUUUUACUAAAUUCUUUUUUAUAUUUAAAGUAAUUGAAAGAAACACAGAGCAUCUCAAAAUAAAUACAGUAAUGAAAGGGUGAAAGAAAAGCUUUUUUAUGUCUUUGAAAUUAUGGGCUAAAUUUCUUUAAAGAGGUGGAUAUACAGUUCAUCUAGUACCUAUACCACUUUCUACUGCAGCUGAUGAUA